Messenger RNA from Dissoconium aciculare CBS 342.82, 933 nucleotides. Its product is annotated as mannose-P-dolichol utilization defect 1 protein. The record is from RefSeq and is a predicted model, not a curated record. NCBI's taxonomy places the organism in Eukaryota, Fungi, Ascomycota, Dothideomycetes, Mycosphaerellales, Dissoconiaceae. Bases 49 to 933 code for a protein of 294 amino acids. The transcript is spliced from 2 exons.
CCUUCACGUGUUCCCUAACGAGCAGAUUUCAUCACGAGAAACGUCAACAUGGAGGCCUUGGAGCAGACGCUGCGUUCGAUUCUACAGCCAAUCACUCACAAUCUUCCGCCUCAGCUCCGCGAUGCAGCGACCCAGAUUCUGGGAACGCAAUGCUACAAGUCACUCGUGUAUAACAUCAACAUCACCGAUGCCGACUGUCUGAAGCUCGCCAUCUCGAAGGCACUCGGGAUCGCCAUCAUUGGCGCUUCAUCGAUCGUCAAGGUUCCGCAACUACUCAAAUUGCUGAACUCACAAUCUGCCGAAGGAAUCAGCUUCCUCUCCUAUCUCUUGGAGACUACGAGCUACCUGGUCACUCUCGUAUACAACAUUCGCAACUUGUUUCCCUUCAGUACAUACGGCGAGGUCAUCCUCAUCGCCAUCCAGAAUAUUGUGAUUAGUGUGCUGGUCUUGCAAUAUUCUGGAAAGGGGGCAGGCGCCGCAGUCUUCGUAGCAGGACUGGCAGCAGCUGGCUAUGCUCUCUUUAAUGAAAACGUGACUUCGCUGGAGACAUUGCAGUAUCUCCAAGCUGGUGCUGGUUUGUUGGGCGUCGCAAGCAAACUUCCGCAGAUCAUCACCAUCUUCCGCGAAGGCAGCACUGGGCAGCUCUCUUCCUUUGCGGUCUUCAACUACCUCGCUGGAUCUUUGGCCCGGGUUUUCACCACCCUGCAGGAAGUUCCUGACAAACUCAUUCUUUAUGGAUUCAUUGCAGGAUUUUGCUUGAACGCAGUGCUUGCUGUCCAGAUGGUCUACUACUGGAACAGCACGAAGAGCUUGGACAACAAGAACACAAACGCAAAGUCAACUGCCAAGAAGGCUGUCAAGGAGGCCACAAGCGCAAGCCGAACCUCCGGAGCUCAGGCAAGCAAGACACCGUCCACAAGACGAAGGGGCUGA